AUCUGGCGUCCGGCGGGUGCUCCACACGUGUGGGACGGCAGACAAGUCAGCCCGGGCCAAGGCCGUGUCCCCGCGUGGGAGGGCGUCUGGCUGGCCUGAGCCCUGGGCGAACCCCUUUGCACCCUCGGCUCCCCAGCCAUGGCCCGCAUCGUGGACCUGGUGCCCUGGGAGGACGGCUCCACCCACGUGUACGCGUCCCCAGCCAUCCUGGUCCCGAUGGAGCGGCAGAGAAACCAGCUGGCCGGCGUGAAGCAGCAGCUCUACCACCCGGCCCUGCCCAGCCUGCGCCGCAUGGACAUGGACUCCGCCAGGGCCUGCCUGUCGGAGGAGCACUGCCGGUCCACCACCUACUGCCGCAAAGAUGACUUUGACAACGCCUACUUCACUCUCCUUGGUGUCCCCAACAAACCCCUGCAGUGCUUGGACAUCACCGCGACGGGCCAGAGGCUCCGCGACAGGUGCCGCGAGGGAAAGCUGGCGCCCAUCGCGCCGGGCAUCAGCCGGCUGGACUGGCCCUGCUUCGUGCGCGCCUUCGAGGACUGGUCCCGUUUCGUGUCCUCUGCCAGAGAGUUCAGGCUGCCCCCCUCGAGCAAGAAGGCCGAGAGUUUCAGCGGCUACGCGGUGCGGCACUUGAAGCCGGAGGUGACCCAGAACUGGCGGGAACACUUUCCGCCACUUCGGAUCCUACUACAGUCGUUCCAAUUACCUAAUUCCCUGGCGUUAACCUGCGGAAGGAGGCUGACGCCCAGGAGGCUGACCCCCAGGCUGCCGGACCACGCCCCCUCAGGUUCCCCAGCAGGACAGAGGGUGAACGGUGGCCUCCCCCAUCUCCCCCAGAGUUCAGCCUGACCUGAAAUAAACCUAUUGUUCCCACAGGGAGGUGUUGUGUGUCUGUGUGUGUGUGCAUGUGUUGGGGGGAGGGGGGUCAGGACCUGUCUUCUGCCCUGUUGUCAUCAAAGCCCCCUGCUUGGGACAAAGAGAUGGGCAACAUGGUCCCUCGCCUUGCUGGAGACAGACACUCUUCCUCAGCCUCUCUGAGUGGGGUUACCCCGGACGUGGCCCCGGAGCUUCCACGCCCCGCCCCCCAGGAUGGCACGCCUGUCUUUCCGUCGGCUGCUGGGCGGACAGCAGGGAAGGAGUCGGCCUCCGGUCCAGCCCUGGGGCUCAGAGCGAGUCCCAGCGCUGGACACGGUGCUCACGUAUCAUUGGUGCUCAGCGUUUGUAGCAUACUUCCCAGAACGGGCAUGUUUUGUUUAACCGUGUGCUGUUGUCUGGUAUGCAGACCCAGCCUGCCUGCCUUAGAGACUCAAGGCUGAUCUUAAUUUCUUUUAGGGGUGGAGGUGAUGAUCGUUACCCUUACAGCAAGGUGCGGGACCAUGGUGUCCACCUCUUUGUCCCGAGUAGGGGGCCCUGAUGACAAUAGCACAGAAGAUGGGGGCGGGGAGGGGGAGCAGACAGGAAAUGGUAAGCAGGUCAGGUCACAGAGCCCCUUCCUCCUCAGAGCCCUGCCGAGAAGGUGGCCAGUGCCCCCCCCACCCCGUUUCAUGCAGGAAGAAGCCCUUUCCUCCGAGUCCAGCAGACAGUCAGCCUGGCUUGAGCCUUGGGAAGCCAUUGACAGAGCCCCUUGGGUGUCAAGGCCACAUUCUGUGGCCCUGAGUGUCCCCUCCAACGUGCCAAUGCCGAGAAGAGAUCGCCUAACAGGCUCGCAGCGGGGGCGCCGGAGUCCUGGCCGGAGUGAUAUUGGGGACAUCCAGAGAACACGCCAGAGGGAAUCAAGUGCCUGGAGCCCUUCCUGGCCCCGCUUCCCCGAGGCCAAGUGACUGACUGGGCAAGUCCCUCCAGGAAUGCGAUCCAGCAGACGGUUGAGGCCUUGCCAGGGGCCGUGCUGGGUGCCGGAGGGACACAGACCAGAUACCAUCUCUGUCUGCCUUUGAAGCGCUUCCCGUCCAGCUGCCUCGGAGCUGAAGGCAGGAGGUAAGAAUGUGGAGGCCGUGUUCCUCGAGCCCUAGAGCUGUGAGUGGUGACCCGCACCGGCCAUUCGAACAGGUUCGU
This is a messenger RNA of Phyllostomus discolor (pale spear-nosed bat), 2052 nucleotides long. RefSeq names its product testis, prostate and placenta expressed (gene SPMIP8). The record is from RefSeq and is a predicted model, not a curated record. The coding region runs from base 139 to 849 and encodes 236 amino acids. The transcript is spliced from 6 exons. Lineage: Eukaryota; Metazoa; Chordata; Mammalia; Chiroptera; Phyllostomidae.